AUGAUCCGUCUGUGGCGGUUAAAUCCGAAGUUCCUAAAUAACACCAAGUUUCACUUUCGCGAUAUUAUCUUCUACAAUCGAGUUCCCAAGACGGGCAGUGAAACGCUAACCGAGUUGAUGGUUCGACUGGGAAAAAAGAACGACUUUCAGAACGAACGGUCUCCGUUUUCGAAACCCACUGGCAUAUACUGGAAUGUGGAGCGACAAAAGGAGGAAGCCAGGCACAUCCUGGAUUUACAGGAGCAACCAGCCUUCGUCUAUGUAGAGCACAUGAUGUACAUGAAUAUCCGCCCGUUUCACUUACCCCAACCAAUCUACAUUAACAUGAUUCGAGACCCCGUAGAACGAGUGAUCAGCUGGUUCUACUAUAGACGCACUCCCUGGAACUCCGUUAAAAUGUACGAGGUGACGAAACAGUUUCAGAAUCGCACCUUCUACACCAAGAACUUUGAGGAGUGCGUCCUAACUCACGAUCUGGAAUGUCGGUAUGACUACGGACUUAUGUUCAAGGACGAUUUCUCCGAUCACAAGCGUCAGAGCCUGUUCUUCUGCGGACACUCCCCCAUUUGCGAACCCUUCAAUACCCCGGCGGCCAUUGCGAGGGCCAAACAGAAUGUAGAGCGAGAUUUCUCAGUGGUUGGUUCCUGGGAGGACACGAAUGUCACUUUGACAGUGCUCGAGCACUAUAUACCCCGAUUCUUCAAAGGCAGCAUGGAGCUGUACUAUGAACCCGAAACCGGCCUGGCCUUCCAGAGGGAGAAUAUCAACCACUGGAAGCCGAAAGUAAGCGAGCGCAUCAAGCAAAUAAUGCGGGCUAACUUCACUCAAGAAUAUGAAUUUUACUAUUUUUGCAAGCAGCGCUUGUAUCGGCAAUACUUUGCAAUAAAUAAGCACUUGCAUUUCUGA
This is a messenger RNA of Drosophila teissieri, 906 nucleotides long. RefSeq names its product heparan sulfate 2-O-sulfotransferase pipe-like. The coding region runs from base 1 to 906 and encodes 301 amino acids. Lineage: Eukaryota; Metazoa; Arthropoda; Insecta; Diptera; Drosophilidae. The record is from RefSeq and is a predicted model, not a curated record. The transcript has 5 exons. Gene Ontology annotation, molecular function: sulfotransferase activity. Gene Ontology annotation, cellular component: membrane.